CUCCCGCCCACUGACCAAUCACAUUCGUUCCGACUCCGGGCUGUCAUUCCAAAACCUCGACUCAUAAAAGAGGCCCAUCGCUCCUCUAAAGUGGAGCAGAUCAAUCCACAGUGAAUACUCGCAGUACUUACUUACUCUGGGCUCGACCAACCACUCACCAACUUCCUCAACCUUCCAGUACUUGAUACACCCAGACAUGUCUUUCCACAUUGAGAACCCAGCGGUCGGUGACCCGCAAAACUCGGAAGACUAUCGUAUUCGCGGCUACAAUCCCCUUACACCUCCCGAUCUUCUUCAGAGCGAAAUCCCGCAGUCGGCCAAGUCAAGAGAAACCGUCCUCAAGGGCCGCAACGAAGCCGUCGCAGUUGUCCAGGGCAAAGAUGCUCAGCGAAGGCUGCUCGUUGUCAUUGGUCCUUGCUCCAUUCACGACCCCGCGGCCGCCCUCGAAUACUGUGACCGCUUGAUGAAGCUCAAGGAGAAGCACCAGGACGACCUUCUCAUCGUCAUGCGCUCGUACUUGGAGAAGCCUCGCACGACUGUGGGUUGGAAGGGGUUGAUCAACGACCCGGAUAUCGACAACAGCUUCAAGAUCAACAAGGGCUUGCGCAUCUCAAGGCAGCUCUUCGCUGAUCUCACUGAGAAGGGCAUGCCUCUGGCAAGCGAGAUGCUGGAUACGAUCUCACCCCAGUUCUUGGCUGAUAUGCUGAGCCUGGGUGCUAUUGGCGCCAGGACUACCGAGUCGCAGCUCCACCGUGAGCUUGCCUCAGGUCUGUCCUUCCCUGUCGGGUUCAAGAACGGUACAGACGGUACUCUCGACGUUGCUGUUGACGCUAUCGGCUCCGUCAAGCACCCGCAUCACUUCCUUUCGGUCACCAAGCCUGGUGUUGUCGCUAUAGUCGGUACCAUUGGUAACGAUGACUGCUUCGUCAUCCUUCGCGGCGGAAAGAAGGGCACAAAUUUCGAUGCUAAGAGCAUCAAGGAGUCGCGCGAGAAGCUGGAGUCCAAGGGCCUGAACGCGCGUUUAAUGGUGGAUUGCAGCCACGGAAACUCUGAGAAGGACCACAAGAACCAGCCUAAGGUCGCACAUGUCUUGGCUGAGCAGAUCGCGGCUGGUGAGGAUUCUAUCAUGGGCGUUAUGAUUGAAAGCAACAUCAAUGAGGGCGCACAAAAAGUGCCGAAAGAAGGUCGAUCUGCUUUAAAAUACGGGGUAUCUAUCACUGAUGCAUGCAUCAGCUGGAGUGAUACGGAAAAAGUGCUUGAGGAGCUUGCUCAGGCUGUAGCGACGAGAAGGUCACUUCUUGGCGUGAAUGGACAGCACUGAAAAGUUCAUCCUCGUUCACAGCAUUCUCACCUUCAGGCGCGGUAUCGGAUUGGUCUCGGCGUUUGCGGGCUCAAUUACCUGACUCGGUCCCAAAAUACAAUGAAUAUAGGCGCAUUUGCGCAGUUCCGAUUUCAAGCAAUUGGAGCACGGCCUUGCCGUGAACUUUGCAAGUGACCAAAUUGUCUAGCUGUUAUUGACGUGGUUGAGAGGAUUCAACUCAUCAUGUCAGUGUCUAUUGUGG
Molecule: messenger RNA, 1562 nt
Organism: Cucurbitaria berberidis CBS 394.84
Lineage: Eukaryota; Fungi; Ascomycota; Dothideomycetes; Pleosporales; Cucurbitariaceae
Product: phospho-2-dehydro-3-deoxyheptonate aldolase
Exons: 2
Coding region: 197-1321 (374 amino acids)
Biological process (GO): aromatic amino acid biosynthetic process
Cellular component (GO): cytoplasm
Molecular function (GO): 3-deoxy-7-phosphoheptulonate synthase activity
Source: RefSeq, a predicted model, not a curated record